Messenger RNA from Synchiropus splendidus (mandarinfish), 2719 nucleotides. It is a transcript of the gene clptm1l, whose product is annotated as CLPTM1 like. The record is from RefSeq and is a predicted model, not a curated record. NCBI's taxonomy places the organism in Eukaryota, Metazoa, Chordata, Actinopteri, Syngnathiformes, Callionymidae. The transcript has 18 exons. Bases 248 to 1903 code for a protein of 551 amino acids. Gene Ontology annotation, cellular component: endomembrane system; membrane.
GCGGAAGUUCCUCGCCGUCCUGUUGCUUCAAUUGAGUCUGGCCGUAAACACACGGGAUGGUGAUGUCGUCGGAUUAAUGGAUGGAAUUGUUCGCUCACAAACCGAGAGAAGACAAGAUGCGUAGAGCGCUUUCACUUCCGCGUCAGAGUCUGACAGUCAGCGCCGUCUGAGAUUGACUCUGUCACCGGCAGCACCGGCGCAUGGCUCAGCUUCCUGUCUCCCUGUGUGAAACAAGACAGUCGGCGCCAUGUUUCUGAAAACGUCCUUCACCACCCUCAUCGUCGGGGUGUUCGUGGUGUACGUGCUGCACACCUGCUGGGUGAUGUACGGCAUCGUCUACACCAAGCCAUGUGACGACCCCAGGAGCGAGAGUUGCAUCACACCCUUUUUGGCAGGGAACCCCAAAUUACAAUUGAGCAUCUACAGCUCGUUGCACCCGAAAGCAGAGGGAGGACACACGCUGAUCCACAAAGAGGAGGUCUUUGAUAUCGAGAGCAAGUUUGAGAGGAUUAUAAACGUCUCCCUCCCCAAGAAGACCCGGAACAACGGAACUCUCUAUGCAAUCAUCUUCCUCCAUCAAGCUGGAGUCUCUCCCUGGCAGGAUUCACGUCAGGUCCACUUGGUGGCUCAGCUCACCACCUACAUGGUUCCCAAACCGCCCGAGAUCUCCCUGAUAUCCGGGGACGAGGAGUCAGAGGGCCAGGCAGAAGCCCAGCUGAAGAAAGCUGGUCACGGGAAGUCGAAAGCUUCAGGUGGCGCCGGAGCAAGCGCUCUAGAUCGUCCGGUUUCUCACUGGCGAUCCAGACUGACGCUGAACAUCGUCAGUGAUCACUUCGUCUUUGAUAAAGGAUCCCUGCCUGCGGACGUGCACAGAUACCUCAGAGUCUAUCAAAAUGGGAAGAAGAUGGUUUACCUACCUCUGCUGUUCGUAGAUGAGCUCAGCAACCGGGUCAAGGAUCUUGCGGAGAUCAACAGCACCUCGACAGAAGUCCCUCUGACCAUUAGCUACGACUCCAUCUCUCUAGGAAGACUCCGAUUCUGGAUCCACAUGCAGGAUGCAGUCUACUCCCUGCAACAAUUCGGCUUCACAGAGAAGGAUGCAGAUGAGAUUAAAGGGAUCUUCGUUGACACAAACCUGUACUUCCUGGCUUUGACCUUCUUCGUGGCAGCUUUCCACCUUCUCUUUGACUUCCUGGCCUUUAAGAAUGACAUCAGCUUCUGGAAGCAGAAGAAAAGCAUGGUGGGCAUGUCCAGCAAAGCAGUGUUGUGGCGAUGCUUCAGCACCAUUGUCAUCUUCUUGUAUCUCUUCGAUGAGCAAACCAGUCUGCUGGUCCUCAUACCUGCAGGGAUCGGCACCAUCAUUGAGGUCUGGAAAGUGAAGAAGGCAUUCAAGAUCCAGGUGUCCUGGAAAACAGGAAAGCCAACAUUCCUGUUUGGCAAAUUAGAUGAGUCAGAGAGGAGAACAGAAGAGUACGACACUCUGGCCAUGAAGUAUCUGUCCUACCUCCUCUACCCGCUGUGUAUUGGCGGAGCUCUGUACGCCCUGAUUUUCCUGCGUUACAAGAGCUGGUACUCCUGGUUGAUCAACAGUUUAGUGAACGGUGUUUAUGCGUUUGGCUUCCUUUUUAUGCUGCCUCAGCUGUUCGUCAACUACAAGUUGAAAUCUGUGGCUCAUCUGCCCUGGAAGGCUUUUAUGUACAAGGCUUUCAAUACAUUUAUUGACGACGUGUUUGCCUUCAUCAUCACCAUGCCCACGUCGCAUAGACUGGCCUGCUUCAGGGACGACGUGGUCUUCCUCAUCUAUCUCUAUCAGAGAUGGCUCUACCCCGUGGACAAGACAAGAGUGAACGAAUAUGGCAUUUCCUACGACGACAAACCCAAAAAGAAGCCUCACAAGGACUGAGGGUGAAACUCAUCCUGACUCAUCUGCUGGGCCUGACCUCCGACCUGUGGUACUUGUUUCAAGAACCGCGCGAGUGGUCCGUCAUGGUUUUCACUUUCAGAGAUCAAACAAGUUUGUUUUUUUUUAAUGGAAAAACUGAAAUGCUACAGAGUUCAAACUGUUUGUUUUUUUACAUUAAUUGUAUUUUAUAAGUUGCUCACAUUCCAUUUGUUAUUGAACCAUGCAAAUGUUGAAAUGAAAUGAAUAGUUGUUUUUUUUUUUCAUGGAGUUCAAUUAAGUUAAUGGCGUAGAUAAAGAGAACUAUUUGUUCCAAGAUGUCCAGUUGCCUACAUCCUUCACCCAGGAUUACUAUCACUUUUGAACCUGCCACGUUUCAGUUUUGUUUCGGUUGUAGACGUAAUUCUUUGACUCGCAUCAGAGAUGUGUUUUGGAGAUCAUCUUUUAAAUGUAAAUUAGGAAAAUGACUUGGUGGCGUUAAAUCCUGCAGAAUAAUGUUUUACUUUUCAAUAUGAAGGAAGCGGAGUGACUUAAGUGACAAGCGCAUCAUGUUGUUGUCGGAUUUUUUGUAGGAACGCGUCAUGCGACGGUGCCAAAUGUUGAGGCUGUUCCAGACCUUCAGCGUUGAUGUUACCCAGACAUUCAAUUGAAAGUAUUCACUCUCUUGUCACAUGUGAACCGAUUCAUUGUCAAUUUUUAUUAUUAUUAUUGUUGUUCAUGAGGAUAUUGUGAAUGCAGCAGCGAUGUGCCUGAAGUCUGCCUUGAGAUCUUUUUAACCUUCUGCGUGUCUUUUUCAUUGAGAUGAAAUAAAAUGGAAAC